Messenger RNA from Zeugodacus cucurbitae (melon fly), 2779 nucleotides. RefSeq lists its product as uncharacterized. NCBI's taxonomy places the organism in Eukaryota, Metazoa, Arthropoda, Insecta, Diptera, Tephritidae. The transcript is spliced from 2 exons. The record is from RefSeq and is a predicted model, not a curated record. Gene Ontology annotation, cellular component: nucleus. The coding region runs from base 608 to 1258 and encodes 216 amino acids.
GUUUGCAUCCCUAAUUGUAUAUAAGCGAAUCUAUAAGAGUACAUGUGGUGAAACACGCUUAUAGGAACGAGUACCCCUUCGAAAAGCGGACCAGUGUGACAAUCGACACACCAUGAACCUUCUCUAUAUUACACGUCCUCUGUUGUGACUUCGUAGCUGAGCGCGAAAAUAAAGAUACCCAGUGAGAACUUUGUCACAUUACAUUUUUCAAUAGUUCAUGAACAUUAUUCAGCCCUAUCACGCAAUUCAUCGUACACUGUUUUUUCGGAAAAGUUACGUAAUUGCUUUCAUGCAAUUCGAUUAUCUUAAAAAGUAAGUUCGAAAUUCGUAAAGUGACAUUCACAGAAUACAUUCGAAUCGUCAAAUUCGGAAGUUUUUUUAAAUUAUUCUACGACGCGUUUUUGCUAACGGAAAAAUUUAAGAAUAUACUAAAAAAGAAGAAAUAAAGCAAAAAAAAAAAGGUUCAAAUGUAAGUUUUUACUUUAUUUAAGUUAAUUGCAUUUGUUAAGGAUAAAAUAUAUUUCAAUUUGAUUUCCACAGGUCUAAAGUAAUAACCACGAAACAACAAUAUGCGCUUCUGCUUGAACUUUUGCAGCAAAAGCCCGAAAUGGCGCAGGGUUUUUCAAAGUGUCCUAAGGAAGUAGCAGCGGAAUUUUGGAGUAAAGUAGCCGAUGAACUCAACAGUGUAGGCCCCCCCACUAAAGACAUUUCAAGCUGGAAGAAGGUAUGGCUAGAUUGGAAGGCAUAUAUUAAAAGGAAAUUGGCCGAAAACAAAAAAGAACAGUCAGCUACUGGUGGCGGUCGAAAUAGACAGCACCAUUUCAGCGAAUUGGAAGAAGCUGUAAUCAAAUUAACGGCGUUAGAGACGAGUACUAACGGCAUACAAAACACAGUGAGUGUGGGUUUAUCAAUGGCAGUUGACACUGAUGAGGCCGAGGCCGAUAUAUCGCUGCCUUCGAUGAGUUGUAGCCCUGCACUGCCAAGACACAGUACUAAGCCACCAGAAACAAAUACAAUUGAUUUAGUAAAAGAACAACUUUUACUUCAAAAAGAUUUUCAAAAAAAGGUUUUUGAAAAGUUAGACGAUCUUUCUUCAGAUAUGCGCCGAUUAUGCGAACUAAAGAAAGCAGAAGUGGAAGAAAUCGGUAGGCAUAAUAGAGCAAUGGAAAAUUUAAUUGCUGCAAAAAAUUCUAUUAAGCAGCAAAUGUUGCAAGUAGAGCAACAAAGUUUGCAUUAUCAAAAAUAUUUAAAUAAAUAAAAAUUUAAUUAAACCUCCAAAAAUAUAUCGUGUUAAAUUUAUUUAGUAUAUUAUAUUCGUGUAAGUGUUCUACAUAUAGCCUGUCUUAUCUGUGAAGCUUCAUCAUUAUAAGUUGAUGAGAUGAUAUCAUCAUUUUCAGAAAAAUUAUUUGGUUCUGAAACAUUUUCUAAAGCUUCAUCAGGUACACGAAACUGGAUGCAAACAUUGUGCAACGCUGCCGCAACAUUAACGAUUUGAGAUGCCUUCCAUGGCUCGUAGCGAAGUUCACGAGCACUCAUAAGACAUCUAAAUCGAUUUUUAAAAACACCGAUUGUUCUUUCUACAAUAUUUCUCGCCUUUGCAUGUAUUUUAUUAUACUUCUCUUCCGGGCUUCCUGAGGAAGGUGUUCGAAAAGGUGUCAUUAACCAUGGUUCUAGGGCAUAUCCAGCAUCUCCUAAAAAUUGUAAUUUUGAAAGUUUGUAAAGAGUUAUGACAAUUUUUAUACAUAUGUAUAUAUGUAUGUAUGUAGGUAUAAUACCCAAAAGCCAAGUGUUUCGUUCCCCAUCCAGGUACUUUUUCUCAAAAAAAUAACGCGCACUGCUAACAUUCCAUAUAUGGGAGUCAUGAUUGCUCCCAGGAUACUGAGCGUUUACAUAACGUAUUUUCAUAUUAUUGUCGCAUAUCUGCAAAACAUUGAAUAAGAAGUUUGAAAUGUGAAUUUGCUACCUUACUUACAAUCAUGGCAUUGAUACUAAAGUAUCCUUUGCGGUUAUAAUAGAGAAACUUAUCUUUUGUUGGAGCAACGAUUUUAAUGUGUGUACCGUCUACACACAAAAUCGCACCUGGAAAUCCGUAUUUCUGAUAGAAAUCCCUCUUGGCUUGUCUUUUUUCAUCGCUACUUAAAUUAAGAUUUAUCCACUGAGGGCACAGAUGGGACUGAAGCGAUGCUAAUACAUCUUUUAAGACGCAAUAAAAUGUAGACUGAGCCAUUGGAAUAUCGAAGUCCUUGCCUACUCCAUGCUGGUAGCCUCCCUCAGCAAAAAAACGUAAAACUAAAGACAAACGAUGAAGUAAAGAUAUAGAUGAAGUCCUUGAAGAACUUGCAUUCCUCUCAAGAACGCCGAGGACAUAUGUAAAGGCCGCCUUAUUUAAGCGAAAAUUUUUAACAAACCUGUUUUGAGAAACUCCUUUUAAUAAAGUAUAACUAUUUUUAUAGAACCUGAGUAUGUACGUUGUUUCGCCUAACUCCAGAGGGUUGCUGAAGUCCCUAAGUGAUUUUCUUUGAAGUUUUAGAUCGCGGCGGGUUCUCUCUCGUUCUUCCUCCAUCAGCAAAAAUACAUACGUCAGCGAAUAAAUUUUUUGGUCAAAAAUUCAACUAUAUCAUAAAAGUUUUCAGUUUUCUUUAUCAAAAUAUACAUAAUUUUCUCAACCCAGCUGAUUUCGAAAUGUCAAAAUCCAAAAUUUAAGUAUGGUAACAAAGUUUCGAGUUCACAUGGAUUCAGUGAUGGCAAAUUAUUCGUAUUCGUAGCGAACAUUCGUAUU